AUGACCUUAUUUGUGGAACUUUCGGAACUACUCAGGUCAAUCUGUGUUUGCUUUCAUGAAACUAUAAAUGAGAUAAGCAGUGAAUCACAUCAUGUCUUGUCAUCGUAUCCGGUGCUUUUUAGGUCAAAUGAGGAGGAUACGAGAAGUUUGACAUCUCGAAAAAGUGGCUCCAGCGGAAGUCCGAAGGGACAUGAGCAGAGCCUGGCAGAAGAUGAUGAAGAGGACCUUUGGAAAGUAUGGGGUGAUGUGAUUAGCAAAUGGGAAGUCAAGGUCAAAGAGAAUCCCACUUCUAUUAAGACAUUAGUUAAACGCGGUAUUCCACAGCAUUUCCGCACUAUUGCUUGGCAACUAUUAUCAAAUGCAUCAGUUUCUUCAAUCCAUGAAGUCUACGCGGAUUAUAUGCGACAGUCAUCUGUCUAUGAAAAAGUUAUACAACGAGAUAUUUCAAGGACUUACCCUGAAGAAGAAUUUUUUAAAGAUGGUGGACGGGGACAGGCAUCGCUUUUUAACGUUAUCAAGGCCUACUCCAUACAUGAUCAAGAAGUCGGGUACUGCCAAGGAAGUGCUUUCAUCGUAGGCUUGCUUCUGAUGCAAAUGCCAGAAGAAGAGGCUUUUGCUGUUCUGGUUCGCUUAAUGGAGAACUAUCGUCUUCGCGAACUUUAUAAGCCAGCUAUGACAGAUCUUGGCUUAUGCAUGUUUCAGCUUGAAUGUCUUGUUCAAGAACAGAUGCCAGACCUUCAUAGCCAUUUCAACAAUAUGGGAUUUGACACUUCCAUGUAUGCCUCAUCAUGGUUCCUCACCCUAUUUACCACCAGUCUACCCGUCAGAAUAGCAAAUCGUAUCAUGGAUUGUUUCCUUAUUGAGGGAUUAGAGUUUAUAUUCCGUGUCGCGAUGUCAAUUCUUCAGCAAGCUCGUUUCGAACUGCUUCGGCUAGACAUGGAGGGCAUGCUCAAGUAUUUUCAACGAGAUAUUCGCGAACGUUUCGAAAACGAUGCAGAUUUACUUAUUGCUGUUGCGAACAAGGUUCAUCUGAAUGCGAGGAGGAUGAGAAAACCAGAUUUAUUCUCUUUGUACUAA
This is a messenger RNA of Strongylus vulgaris, 1077 nucleotides long. The record is from the annotation of a GenBank genome assembly. NCBI's taxonomy places the organism in Eukaryota, Metazoa, Nematoda, Chromadorea, Rhabditida, Strongylidae.